AUGAUUGUCAACCUAUCGGCACUGGCAUUCGCCGCCACCCUCCUAUCCUCCAAUGCCCUCGUUCAAGCUAUCUCAUCCUCCGAAAUCCCAGCCGACACACCUAUAUCCUCACUCCUAGCCUCCGCAAAUACCCAUCUAGCCAAGGGAGAGACUAAUGACGCCCUUACUUAUUACGAUGUCGCCAUCUCCCGCGACCCCCAGAAUUAUCUGACUUAUUUCAAACGCGGCGCGACGUAUCUCUCUCUCGGUCGAACCGCGCAAGCCACAAAGGAUUUCGAUAAGGUUCUUAGCAUUAAACCGGGGUUUGAAGGCGCCCUUCUUCAGCGUGCGCGUGUGAGGGCGAAGAAUGGUGAAUGGGAUGCCGCGGCGCAAGAUUAUAGCGCGCAUGGCAAGUCUGCGGAGGAAUUGGCUCAGCUUCAAGAGGCAAAGGGAGCGACGUCUCUUGCGUUCGCGGCUGAGAAGGCCGGCAAUUGGGAAGAAUGUGUCAGUCAGUCUAGCGUGGGUAUCAUGACUGCGAGCAGAAUGUUGUCGUUACGGAAAACUAGAGCGAAUUGUCGUUUCAAGCUUGGGGGAGUGCAGGAGGGGAUGAGCGAUCUUAAGCAUGUUCUACAAAUGCUUCCUGGAGAGACGGAACCUCAUCUGCAGAUUGCUGCGAUAACGUAUUAUGGAUUGGCGGAUUCCGAGCGUGGUAUGGAUCAGUUACGGAAAUGUUUACAUGGUGAUCCGGAUUCGAAGUCUUGCAAGAAACUUUAUCGGAAGAUGAAGAAUCUGGAGAAGGCGUUUGCCAAGGUCAAUAAGAGUUUUGAGAAGAAGCAGUAUGCAAGCUCACUUAAGGUCCUGCUGCCCGUUGGGGAGGAUGCGGGGUUGGUUCAGGAUAUCAAGGAUGAUGUGAAGGAAUUGAAAGAAAGCGGAAUCAUCCCAGAGAACGCUCCAAAUACAUUGGAAGGACGCGUUGUGGAGAUGGUCUGUGAAGCUUAUUUCGAGAUGAAAAACAAAAAGGCCAUACCUUGGUGUGACCAAGCUCUUACUUACUACGAGCACUCUCUUCACGGACUCAUGUCUCAGGCACAGCGACACAUGGAGGCUGACAACUUUGAGGCCGCCAUUGAGACCCUCAAUACUGCUAAAGAACACCACCCCAGUGCACAACAGCUCAACCAGUUAUUACACAAUGCUCAGGUGGAGCUUAAACGAAGCAAAACUAAGGAUUACUACAAGGUUCUCGGCGUACCAAGAGAUGCAGAUGAAUUGCAAAUCAAAGGAGCGUAUCGACGAAUGGUCAAGGCACAUCACCCAGAUAAGGCGCACAAGUUGGGCAUAUCCAAAGAGGAUGCCGAAAAGAAAAUGUCUCAAGUCAACGAGGCAUAUGAAGUACUAAGUAAUCCUGAGCUGAAGGCCAGAUUUGAUCAAGGAGAUGAUCCAAAUGACCACGAACAACAACGUCAAAAUCCAUUCCAAGGUAGUCCAUUUGGUGGUCAUCCAUUUGCCGGACACAGUCAGGGUGGUGGACAGCAAUUCAAAUUCCAAUUUGGUGGGGGUGGUGGUGGAUUUCCGUUUGGAUAA
Glarea lozoyensis ATCC 20868 is the source of this 1563-nucleotide messenger RNA. RefSeq names its product Chaperone J-domain-containing protein. The coding region runs from base 1 to 1563 and encodes 520 amino acids. Gene Ontology annotation, molecular function: misfolded protein binding; protein-folding chaperone binding. Gene Ontology annotation, biological process: protein folding in endoplasmic reticulum. The record is from RefSeq and is a predicted model, not a curated record. The transcript is spliced from 2 exons. Lineage: Eukaryota; Fungi; Ascomycota; Leotiomycetes; Helotiales; Helotiaceae. Gene Ontology annotation, cellular component: endoplasmic reticulum.